AUGGCCUCAAACGAUUAUUCCCAACAAGCAACCCAGAGCUACGGAGCCUAUCCUACGCAGCCUGGACAGGGCUACUCCCAGCAGAGCAACCAGCCCUACGGACAGCAGAGUUACGGUGGUUAUGGUCAGUCGGCAGACACCUCUGGCUAUGGACAGAGCAGCUAUGGUGGUUCUUACGGACAGACCCAGAGCAGCUAUGGUACCCAGUCAGCUCCCCAGGGAUAUGGUUCAGGUGGCGGCUAUGGCAGCAGCCAGAGUUCCCAGUCUUCUUACGGACAGCAGUCAUCUUAUCCUGGUUAUGGCCAGCAGCCACCUCCUAGCAGCGCUUCAGGAAGCUAUGGAAGCAGUUCUCAGAGCAGCAGCUAUGGGCAGCCUCAGAGUGGAGGCUACGGCCAGCAGUCUGGCUAUGGUGGACAGCAGCAAAGCUAUGGACAGCAGCAAAGCUCCUAUAAUGCCCCACAGGGCUAUGGACAGCAGAACCAGUACAACAGUGGAGGUGGAGGUGGAGGUGGAGGUAACUAUGGCCAAGAUCAGUCCUCCAUGAGUGGUGGUGGUGGCGGCGGCGGUGGUUAUGGCAAUCAGGACCAAGGCGGCAGUGGCUAUGGAGGCCAGCAGGACCGAGGUGGCCGUGGCCGUGGUGGUGGCGGCGGCGGUGGCGGUGGCAGCAGCGGUGGUUAUAACCGCAGCAGUGGUGGCUAUGAACCCCGAGGUCGUGGAGGUGGUCGUGGAGGCAGAGGCGGCAUGGGCGGAAGUGACCGUGGUGGCUUCAAUAAAUUUGGUGGCCCUCGGGACCAAGGAUCACGACAUGACUCUGCAGAACAGGAUAAUUCUGACAACAACACAAUCUUUGUUCAAGGCCUGGGUGAGAAUGUCACCAUUGAGUCUGUGGCUGACUAUUUCAAGCAGAUUGGUAUUAUUAAGACAAAUAAGAAAACAGGGCAGCCCAUGAUUAAUCUAUACACAGACAGAGAAACAGGCAAGCUGAAGGGAGAGGCUACAGUCUCAUUUGAUGACCCGCCUUCUGCUAAAGCAGCUAUUGACUGGUUUGAUGGUAAAGAAUUCUCUGGAAAUCCUAUCAAGGUCUCCUUUGCUACACGGCGAGCAGACUUCAAUCGAGGUGGUGGAAAUGGACGAGGAGGCCGAGGGCGGGGAGGACCCAUGGGCCGUGGCGGCUAUGGAGGUGGUGGCAGUGGUGGCGGUGGCCGAGGAGGAUUCCCCAGUGGAGGUGGUGGAGGUGGAGGACAGCAGCGAGCUGGUGACUGGAAGUGUCCUAAUCCUACGUGUGAGAACAUGAACUUCUCUUGGAGGAAUGAAUGUAAUCAGUGUAAGGCUCCAAAGCCAGAUGGCCCAGGAGGACCAGGAGGCUCUCACAUGGGUGGUAACUAUGGAGAUGAUCGUCGAGGUGGAAGAGGCGGCUAUGAUCGGGGUGGCUACCGAGGUCGUGGUGGGGACCGUGGGGGCUUCCGAGGUGGCCGAGGUGGUGGAGACAGAGGUGGCUUUGGCCCUGGCAAAAUGGACUCCAGGGGUGAUCACAGACAGGAUCGCAGGGAGAGGCCCUAUUAG
Elephantulus edwardii (Cape elephant shrew) is the source of this 1563-nucleotide messenger RNA. RefSeq names its product fused in sarcoma (gene FUS). The transcript is spliced from 15 exons. Bases 1 to 1563 code for a protein of 520 amino acids. Lineage: Eukaryota; Metazoa; Chordata; Mammalia; Macroscelidea; Macroscelididae. Gene Ontology annotation, biological process: regulation of DNA-templated transcription. Gene Ontology annotation, cellular component: nucleus. The record is from RefSeq and is a predicted model, not a curated record. Gene Ontology annotation, molecular function: transcription coregulator activity; RNA binding.